Trifolium pratense (red clover) is the source of this 999-nucleotide messenger RNA. RefSeq lists its product as uncharacterized. The coding region runs from base 1 to 999 and encodes 332 amino acids. The record is from RefSeq and is a predicted model, not a curated record. The transcript is spliced from 6 exons. Lineage: Eukaryota; Viridiplantae; Streptophyta; Magnoliopsida; Fabales; Fabaceae.
AUGUCAAGGGAUUUUGAUGACGUGAAAUCUAUCAAUGAUUCAAAAGAGCUAUGGAAACUUGCUGGUGACCAGAUUCAGACCGGAAGUAAGUUAAUGUUGGAUCCUCAGCUAAAGGAAACAUGUGAUUUCAAAAAAAGUUUGUCUGCUGCUUUUGGAAGUCCAACUCUAAUUGGAACACAAGCAAUUUCUGGAAAUAUGCAGUCAUCACAAAACUCUCAAGCUUCUCGUGCGUACCAUGCCUAUUUUUCUAACUGGAUUCUUAAGGUUGGAGAAGGAAAACUGUCAGAACCUAACGAUGGCAAUGCAGAAAUUGAAAUACCUGAGGAUCUUUUGAUACCAACAUCAGACAAUCCAAUCAAAUCAAUUAUUGAUAGUACAUAUCCAAAUUUUUUGCAAAACUUCGCCGAUGUUUUGUAUCUUGAUUCAAAAGCUAUACUUGCAUCUGCUAUUGAAGUUGUUGAUGAAAUAAACGAUUACAUGCUAAGCAUUAUGCCAGGUAUCAAUCUUAUCAAUUGUCUGAAUCUCAGUUCCAAUAGUGUUGAUAUGUCUGAUGUUAGUGACCCGGAAAUUUAUGAGGCAAUUACACCUGAGUUUUUAAACUCUCUUCACACGUUAGGAUUACCAAAUCAUCAUAUAAAGUUGAAAAUUGGUACCCCGAUUAUUAUGCUGAUGAGAAACUUAGACCAAGCCGAAGGAUUGUGUAACAGAACAAGAUUAAUAAUAACAAAAAUGGCUGAACAUGUGAUAGAGGGAAAAAUUAUGUCAGGAAAACAUGCUGGGAAUGACACAUGUAUUGCAAGAAUGACUACAUCACCAUCACAAUCCCCGUGGCCUUUUAAAUUGUCAAGAACACAAUUUCCUAUAGUUUUCUCAUAUGCAAUGACAAUUAAUAAGUCACAAGGUCAGUCACUUGACAGUGUAGGACUGUAUUUACCAAAAUCACUUUUUAGUCACGGUCAAUUGUACGUCGCUCUUUCUAGAGUUAAAAGUAAAAAAUGA